Naegleria gruberi is the source of this 636-nucleotide messenger RNA. RefSeq lists its product as uncharacterized. The transcript has 3 exons. Gene Ontology annotation, molecular function: nucleoside triphosphate diphosphatase activity. Lineage: Eukaryota; Heterolobosea; Eutetramitea; Acrasida; Naegleriidae. The record is from RefSeq and is a predicted model, not a curated record. Gene Ontology annotation, biological process: nucleoside triphosphate catabolic process. The coding region runs from base 1 to 636 and encodes 211 amino acids. Gene Ontology annotation, cellular component: cytoplasm.
AUGCUUGCUGCUAAGAAAUCAGGUGCUGCUACUGCUGCCGACAAUAAGAUUAAAAUUCUCUUCGUCACUGGUAACGAAAAUAAGAAGAAGGAAGUUCAACAAAUUAUGGGUGAACAAUUCCAAGUUGAUUCUUUGGCUAUUGAUUUACCAGAACUUCAAGGAGAAAUUGAUGAAAUUUCAAAGGAAAAAUGUAGAAUUGCCAUUCAAAACGUUUUGACUGAUCCAAAGAUUGCCUAUAAAUAUGGUUCCGAACACGUCAUUGUUGUUGAAGACACUUCAUUGUGCUUUAAUGCUUUGAAUGGAAUGCCAGGUCCUUAUAUUAAAUGGUUCUUGGAAAAGUGUGGACAUGAGGGUUUGAACAAGAUGUUGGUUGAAUGGGAAGAUGAUUGUUGUGAUGAUGGAUGUGGAUGUUGUGGAGAAGUUGAAUUGGAUUUGAAUCCAAAAGUUAUCAGAGGUGAAACCACUGGUGACAUUGUUCUUCCAAGAUCUGCUGAAGGUCCAGCUUUCGGAUGGGAUCCAAUCUUCCAACCAACUGGUUUCACACAAACUUUUGCUGAAAUGACUAAGGAACAAAAGAAUACUAUCAGUCACAGAUAUAAGGCUUUCCAAGCUUUGCAAGCUGCCUUGUUAGAGUAA